UGCGCCUGCGCAGAAGCGAGGCGAGCCGGGGCGCUGGAGCAGUUCUCUGGCAGGCGGCGCCAUUUUGUGCUAGGAGCUGAGAGAACCCCGGCCCGGUUCUGUGUGAAGUGGGUGGCAGAGCCCGGGUCCCUGGAAUGGCGGAGACUCUCUCAGGCCUAGGCGAUUCGGGUGCGGCGGGAGCUGCGGCUCUGAGCACCGCCUCGUCUGAGACAGGGACGCGGCGCCUCAGCGACCUGCGGGUGAUCGAUCUGCGGGCGGAGCUGAAGAAACGGAACCUGGACUCGAGCGGCAACAAGAGCGUUCUGAUGGAGAGGCUCAGAAAGGCAAUUGAAGAUGAAGGGGGUAAUCCUGAUGAAAUUGAAAUUACCUCUGAAGGAAACAAGAAGACAUCAAAAAGAUCUAGCAAAGGACGUAAACCAGAAGAAGAAGGUGUGGAAGAUAAUGGGCUGGAGGAAAAUUCUGGGGAUGGACAGGAGGAUGUUGAAGCCAGCUUGGAGAACUUGCAGGACAUUGACAUGAUGGAUAUCAGCGUGUUAGAUGAAGCAGAAAUCGAUAAUGGAAGUGUUGCAGAUUGUGUGGAAGACGAUGAUGCUGAUAAUCUCCCGGAGUCUCUGUCUGAUAGUAGAGAGCUAGAGGGAGAAAUGAAAGAGCUUCCUGAGCAGCUUCAAGAACAUGCUCUAGAGGACAGAGAAACUAUAAAUAACUUAGAUACUUCAUCAUCUGACUUCACUAUAUUACAGAUGAGAACAAAUGAGAUGUGGACUAACUUACAGGAAAUUGAAGAGCCAUCCUUGGAGCCAGAAAAUGAGAAAAUACUCGACAUUUUGGGGGAAACUUGUAAAUCUGAGCCAGUAAAAGAAGAAGGUUCCGAGCUGGAGCAGCCAUUUGCACAGGAUACAAGUAGCGUGGGGCCAGACAGAAAGCUUGCGGAGGAAGAGGACCUUUUUGGCAGCGGCCACCCGGAGGAGGGUGAUUUAGAUUUGGCCAGCGAGUCAACAGCACAAGCUCAGUGGAGCGAGGCAGACACCCUGUUAGCGGUAGUGAAAAGGGAGCCCGUGGAGCAGACAGGCGGUGACGAGAGGAUGGACUGUGAGCCUGUAGGGCUAGAGGAGCCAGUUGAGCAGAGUAGUAAAGCCUCAGAGCGCACAGAAGCCUCUAGCGAGGAGGUCGCAGAAGCGCCCCAGGAAGCCUCAAGCCCAGAUCCCAGAGAUAGCAAAGAAGACGUGAAGAAGUUUGCUUUUGAAGCUUGUAAUGAAGUCCCUCCGGCUCCUAAAGAGUCCUCAGCCAGUGAGGGCGCUGAUCAGAAAAUGAGUUCUGUCGAAGAUGACUCGGAUACAAAACGGCUUUCCAAAGAGGACAAAGGUCGUAGCAGUUGUAGAAAUUUCUGGGUUAGUGGACUUUCUUCCACCACCAGAGCUACAGAUUUGAAGAAUCUUUUCAGCAAAUAUGGAAAGGUGGUGGGUGCCAAGGUUGUGACAAAUGCUCGGAGUCCUGGAGCUCGCUGCUACGGCUUUGUGACAAUGUCCACAGCGGAAGAGGCCACAAAAUGCAUUAACCACCUGCACAAGACUGAGCUCCACGGGAAGAUGAUCUCAGUGGAAAAGGCAAAAAAUGAGCCUGCUGGAAAGAAAACCUCUGACAAAAGAGAAGGUGAAGGGAAAAAAGAGAAGUCCAGCACCAGUGACAGAUCAGCAAACCUUAAAAGGGAAGAUAAAGCUGACAGAAAAGAUGAUGCUAAAAAGGGUGAAGAUGGAAGUGGAGAAAAGAGUAAAGAUCCAGAUGAUCAGAAACCUGGCCCUUCAGAGCGAUCUCGAACCACAAAAUCAGGUAGUCGAGGAACCGAGCGGACUGUAGUAAUGGAUAAAUCUAAAGGUGUGCCUGUUAUUAGUGUCAAAACGUCGGGAUCCAAAGAGAGAGUUUCUAAGAGCCAGGAUCGCAAAUCAGCCAGCAGAGAGAAGCGGUCUGUUGUAUCCUUUGAUAGAGUCAAAGAGCCUCGGAAAUCAAGAGACUCCGAGUCCCGCAGGUUGCGUGAGCGCAGUGAACGGGAGCAGCGCAUGCAGGCACUGUGGGAGCAGGAGGAACGGGAGCAGCUGGAGUAUGCCCGAGAGAGGCUGGCCUUCCAUCGGCACCGCCUGGAGCGGGAGCGCAUGGAGCGGGAGCGGCUAGAGCGCGAGCGCAUGCAUGUGGAGCAUGAGCGCAGGAAGGAACAAGAGCGCAUUCACCGAGAGCGGGAGGAGCUGUGGCGUCAGCAGGAAUUACGCUAUGAGCAGGAACGGCGGCCUGCUGUGCGGAGGCCCUAUGAUGUGGAUGGCCGGCGAGACGAUGCCUAUUGGCCAGAAGCCAAGAGAGCUGCCUUGGAUGAGCGUUACCAUUCUGACUUCAGCCGCCACGACCGCUUCCAUGACUUUGACCACAGAGACCGGGGCCGCUACCCUGACCACUCAGUAGACAGGAGAGAAGGUUCAAGGUCAAUGAUGGGAGAAAGAGAAGGACAGCAUUAUCCUGAGCGCCACGGAGGACCAGAGCGCCAUGGACGGGACUCCCGUGACAGGUGGGGUGGAUAUGGCUCUGACAAGAGGAUGAGCGAGGGCCGGGGACUGCCUCCUCCACCCAGGGACAGACGUGACUGGGGGGACCAUGGCCGGAGAAUUGAGGAUGACCGUGCAUGGCAGGGCACUACUGAUGGAGGCAUGAUAGACAGGGACCACAAGAGGUGGCAAGGUGGUGAGAGAAGCAUGUCUGGUCACUCUGGGCGAGGUCACAUAAUGAACAGGGGAAGGAUGUCAGGACUCCGAACAUAUGAGCAUCUGCAUUUGUUCCAGGCGUGGCAGCUUUACCCCAGCUGGGGCCUCUCGGGGUCACGUGAUCCCGCGCGGUGGAAUGCAAGGUGGAUUUGCUGGCCAGAGCCGGGGCAGCCGACCCAACGACGCUCGCUUCACUCGCCGCUACUAAGUGCUUGGAAUCCUGUGUUCCGUCAUGUGGCAACCAGAGUAUGUUCUUUUAGGAGUUAUCUUAAACUGUGUACAAUAUUUUUUUUUUUUAUCUGCUGCCAUAUUGUAGCUCGAUACAAUGUGAAUUUGUUUUUUGGGUUUUUUUUGUAAUAAAUGUGUUUCUGUUCACAUAUCCUUUA
Molecule: messenger RNA, 3130 nt
Organism: Myotis lucifugus (little brown bat)
Lineage: Eukaryota; Metazoa; Chordata; Mammalia; Chiroptera; Vespertilionidae
Gene: SAFB
Product: scaffold attachment factor B
Exons: 22
Coding region: 135-3101 (988 amino acids)
Biological process (GO): regulation of transcription by RNA polymerase II; regulation of mRNA processing
Cellular component (GO): nucleus
Molecular function (GO): sequence-specific DNA binding; RNA binding
Source: RefSeq, a predicted model, not a curated record